AUGGUAAGUGGAGAUGAGGUUAGAGAAGCAGUCCUAGAUAUGAGUCCAACAAGUUCAGCAGGCCUAGAUGGAUUCAAUGAUACAUUUUACCACAAGUGUUGGUCUAUUAUUGCUACUGAUGUCAUAGAAUUUAUGAAGAGCUUCUUCAAUGGCAAUAAGCUUACAAGAUUCUACUCACAUACAUGCUUGGUCUUAAUAUCAAAAGUGGAUUCUCCAACUACAUUUGCUGAUUUUAGACCAAUAAGUCUGAGUAACUUCUCGGCUAAGAUCAUCUCUAAAAUAUUGGCUAGAAGACUAAAUCCAUUACUUCCUAAACUAAUCUCAGAGAAUCAAAGUGGAUUUGUGAAGGGUCGGCUAAUCACUGAUAAUGUAUUACUUGCUCAAGAAAUAAUCCAUGGAAUAUCAGAACCUAACACAAGGGGAAAUAUGGUGAUAAGGCUAGAUAUGGCAAAGGCGUAUAACAGAGUAUCUUGGGAGUUCUUGUUAUCUGUCUUUAGAAAUUUUGGCUUCUCCAGCUGGUGGACCGAGGCUAUUGGCAGAUUGAUUUAA
Nicotiana tabacum (common tobacco) is the source of this 549-nucleotide messenger RNA. Lineage: Eukaryota; Viridiplantae; Streptophyta; Magnoliopsida; Solanales; Solanaceae. The record is from RefSeq and is a predicted model, not a curated record.